AUCACAAACAACUGAGCUUAUAGACACAAAAAGAGAACAACAACAACAAAAAAAAAAGAAGAAAUCUUUAGAUCCGAGUGUUGCAGGUUUUUUGGCCGGAAAAAAUGGCUUCCACACUGCUUUCUCAUUCAGGGCUUACACUCAAAGGAUCACCCAAGCUUCAUCCAUUGCCGGCCAUGGCUGCUCCCAGGUUGCUUAUGGUGCCAAAGAUGAAGAAGGGAGGGAUUAAGUGCAAGGUUGAAGAGAGGCCAGAAUGUAAGAGCUCAGGAGAAAGCACGGUCUCGGUGACCAUGGCGGCGGUGGUGGCAGCUGUGGUGGCAGCAGCGGGUCCCGCGGCGGCGCUGGUGGAUGAGAGGUUGAGCACAGAAGGGACAGGGCUGCCCUUUGGCUUAAGCAACAACCUUCUAGCGUGGAUUCUUGCAGGGGUGUUUGCUUUGAUUUGGGCUCUUUAUUUUGUCUAUGCUUCAUCCUUGGAUGAGGAUGAAGAUUCUGGUUUGUCACUCUGAAAUCAAUUACAACCUUAAUUUCUUAAUCAAAAUUUGACUUAUGAUUUCAAUUUGUUUAAACAAAAGUGAUCAUUUGAAAUUUAAGGAGGCAGCUGAAUACAAUUUAUGAUCAAUACAACAUUAUUUUCCCGUU
Momordica charantia (bitter melon) is the source of this 639-nucleotide messenger RNA. RefSeq names its product photosystem II reaction center W protein, chloroplastic. NCBI's taxonomy places the organism in Eukaryota, Viridiplantae, Streptophyta, Magnoliopsida, Cucurbitales, Cucurbitaceae. The record is from RefSeq and is a predicted model, not a curated record. Gene Ontology annotation, biological process: photosystem II stabilization; photosynthesis. Gene Ontology annotation, cellular component: chloroplast thylakoid membrane; chloroplast; photosystem II.